This is a messenger RNA of Colletotrichum phormii, 260 nucleotides long. RefSeq lists its product as uncharacterized. The transcript is spliced from 3 exons. Lineage: Eukaryota; Fungi; Ascomycota; Sordariomycetes; Glomerellales; Glomerellaceae. The record is from RefSeq and is a predicted model, not a curated record. The coding region runs from base 5 to 196 and encodes 63 amino acids.
UCGAAUGAGCAGCAUCCUUGCGUUCAGUCUGGCGUCUGCAAAUCUGGAGCAAGGGUACCCGGAAGCGAGACCGCGGCCGGGCGUAAGCAGAGCAACCAGGCCACCUCAAUCGGCAUGCAGUAUCUGCGCUCCUUCGCGCCAGUCACCAGUAUCCGUACUGACAAAGGAUCCGGAGUGCCGUCUGAUUAAGUGCUGAGGGUACCUACAACGGCCCCCCUCAAAGUUGUCAGCGAGCGGAUGUAUACCGCGCAGACCCUAGC